Exophiala oligosperma is the source of this 2244-nucleotide messenger RNA. Its product is annotated as guanine nucleotide-binding protein alpha-3 subunit. Gene Ontology annotation, molecular function: GTPase activity; G protein-coupled receptor binding; G-protein beta/gamma-subunit complex binding. The coding region runs from base 499 to 1572 and encodes 357 amino acids. NCBI's taxonomy places the organism in Eukaryota, Fungi, Ascomycota, Eurotiomycetes, Chaetothyriales, Herpotrichiellaceae. Gene Ontology annotation, biological process: adenylate cyclase-activating G protein-coupled receptor signaling pathway. The transcript is spliced from 6 exons. The record is from RefSeq and is a predicted model, not a curated record. Gene Ontology annotation, cellular component: heterotrimeric G-protein complex.
GCCAGCUUGUCGACUAAACAUCACCCUCUUCGUUGCGCCUACUGACCUGCAUAUGUGCUUUCACGCCCGACGACACCAUCUAGCAGCUUUCCAUCUUCAUUCCCAUCUUGUCACUAUUCGUUCCAGUCUCGAGUCGAGCCUUCUCCCAACACGAGCCGUCCUACCGAAUCUGAGCUCCACAGCCACCACCCGGUCUCGUUUACGAAUACCCUGUUCACCAUCAUCCGCCCCUCUAUGUAGUCCAAGACAACAGCCACCAUAACUGGUCGCGAAGCUCUUGAAUUCCCCUCCCUCUUUGACAGAGGCUGCGCGACGCCCUCGCCGGGCCUCAACGUCAUCGAUCCGUCGCUUGUUGGCCGAACCCUGUGGCAAGGAACACAGGAGAUAGUCCCAUCAAGUUUCCGAGCAGCUGCAGUCGCUUCUUGCGCUGCAUCUGCAGCGCAGCCACCCUCGAUCCUCCAUCGUCGUUGUCCUCGUCACCAGUACUAGUCGUUCGAAAUGGGUGCGUGCGGAAGCAGAGAGGCGUCCAACGAGGACUCCGAACAGAAAAAGAGAAGUCAGGCCAUAGACAAGAAACUCGAGGAGGAUUCGCGCCGGUUACGGAGAGAAUGCAAAAUUCUGCUGCUUGGGUCUGGGGAGAGCGGCAAAUCGACGAUUGUGAAACAGAUGAAGAUUAUUCACCAGAAUGGCUACACGCAGGAAGAGAGGACGCUAUAUCGACUGACAAUAUACAAGAAUUUGGUCGACUGCAUGAAAGCGCUCGUCGGGGCCAUGCAGCAAUUUGAAAUCGAGCCAGAAGAUCAAACAGUCAGGGAUUAUGUCGACUACAUCAUGGAAUAUAAUGUGGAUCCCGAUCCCGAUACACCUCUGGACCCUAAGGCUGCAGAUGCUGUGGAAGCAAUCUGGAAGGAUCCAGCCUCGUCAAAGACGAUGGACAGACAGGCCGAGUUCUACCUCAUGGACUCGGCACCCUACUUUUUCGAAGAGGUCAGACGUUUAGCGGCCCCUGACUACAUCCCAAAUGAGGCCGACGUUCUCCGGGCACGCACGAAGACGACAGGUAUAUAUGAAACCAGGUUCACCAUGGGUCAAUUGAGUAUACACAUGUUUGACGUGGGUGGCCAACGUAGUGAGCGGAAGAAAUGGAUUCACUGCUUCGAGAACGUCACGUCGAUCAUAUUCUGUGUGGCGUUGAGCGAAUACGACCAAGUGCUUCUAGAAGAAUCGAACCAGAAUCGCAUGAUGGAGAGUCUUGUUCUUUUCGACUCGGUGGUCAAUUCCAGAUGGUUCAUGAGGACGAGUAUAAUUCUCUUCUUAAACAAAGUCGACCUGUUCAAAGAGAAACUUGGCCGGUCGCCUCUGGGAAAUUAUUUCCCGGAUUAUUCUGGUGGCAACGAUGUCAACCGUGCCGCAAAAUACCUUCUCUGGCGGUUCAAUCAAGUGAAUCGAGCCCAGCUGAAUCUCUACCCUCAUCUCACGCAGGCGACCGAUACAACGAACAUCCGCCUUGUGUUUGCUGCGGUGAAGGAAACAAUCCUACAAAACGCCCUGAAAGAUUCGGGGAUUUUAUGAAAGCCAUGAUCGAGUCGUUUCAUUUCCUCCUGAUGGGUGCAUUGUUCUGGCGUCAAGCGCGGCAUAUGAUGAUUGGGAGUCAUGAUGGAUCGGGGCGGGUGCGGUGUCUUUGGACUCCUACAGUUCGGAGCCCUCUUAUCGCCUGUCAGGUUAGCACCAGGUGUUGGGUUGAAUUGUCAGCCUUCUUGUGUAUUGACUUUAUUGCCGCAAAAGUUCCACUUUUGGGAGUUCAUUUCUUUUGUUGCGCCCGAGUCGGUGGGAAGGGGUCGAGGUGACCAGUUUUGUGGACCUGGCCUCCGGUUCCGUGCAAACGUGCGGAUGGGUGGCCGGGCCCAGGCCUCAGAAGAAGAUAAGAAGGACAGGGAAUGGAUUUGGCGCGAACACGACUUCAUGCUGCUGUGUUUGCAGCAGCACCGUGAUGUUCUCGGUCCUUGGGGGACGAUGUCACCAGCGAGAUCACCCCAAGGACGGAUGGUUGGAAAGCAGUGAGGACGACAUCUACAAUGCGAGCAAACAUCGCCGUGUACUCAUAAUAACAACACUGAUAUACGCAGAUGCAUGAUAUUCUGAUCACCUUACAAUUGGGUCCUCGGGGAUUAUUUAGUUCUAGGACAGCUCUUGACCCAGAAAUUACUUGAUGAGUUCAACGUGCGUGCACUUUAUGCUUUGCUU